This is a messenger RNA of Eurypyga helias (sunbittern), 2487 nucleotides long. RefSeq names its product RAD50 homolog (S. cerevisiae) (gene RAD50). Gene Ontology annotation, cellular component: Mre11 complex; nucleus; condensed nuclear chromosome. The annotation marks the transcript as partial. The transcript is spliced from 16 exons. The record is from RefSeq and is a predicted model, not a curated record. Lineage: Eukaryota; Metazoa; Chordata; Aves; Eurypygiformes; Eurypygidae. Gene Ontology annotation, molecular function: single-stranded telomeric DNA binding; double-stranded telomeric DNA binding; G-quadruplex DNA binding. Gene Ontology annotation, biological process: telomere maintenance via recombination; chromosome organization involved in meiotic cell cycle; telomere maintenance via telomerase.
GAACACGAGCUGGAGAAGGCUGAGAGGAGCAGCAACGUAGAAACACUCGAACUGGAAGUACGUACUCUGCAAAAUGAGAAAAUAAACCUGGACAAAGCCCUUACGAAGUUGGAUCAAGAGAUGGAACAGUUGAAUCUACACACCAUGACAAUUACCCAGAUGGAGAUGCUGAAGAAAGACAAAGCAGACAAAGAAGACCAUAUUAAGAAAGUGAAAUCCAGUCAUUCUGAUGAGCUGACGUCACUGUUGGGAUACUUUCCAAAUAAAAACCAACUUGAAGACUGGCUUCAUGGCAAAAAUAGAAAGAUUAAUCAGACAAGGGAUAAUCUUGCUGACCUUAACAAACGACUGGCAUCGGUAGAAUAUCAUAUAUCCUAUGUCAGUAACGAGCUGAAAAAGAAAGAAGCCCAGUUGUCCCUUCAUGAAGCAAAACUUUUUGAUGUUUGUGGAAGCAGAGAUUUUGACAGUGAUCUGAACAGACUUCAAGAAGAAAUUGAAAAAAGUUCAAAACAGCGAGCUGUGCUUGCUGGAGCCACUGCGGUUUAUUCGCAGUUCAUUACCCAGCUGACGGAGGAGAACCAGUCCUGUUGUCCGGUCUGUCGGAGAGACUUUCAGACAGAGGCCGAACUGCAAGAGGUAAUCAGCGACCUGCAGUCGAAGCUGCGUCUUGCCCCAGACAAACUGAAGUCGACGGAGUCUGAGCUUAAAAGAAAAGAGAAAAAACGUGAUGAAAUGAUGAGUCUUAAACCACUUCGGCGAACUGUAGUUGAACUCCAAGACAGGGACAUACCAGACUUGAGGAACAAGAUACAGAACGCAAACAGAGAUUUAACAGGCCUGAAGGGCGAUAUAGAAGAACAGGAAACAGUCUUGCAGACAGCCUUGUCUGAGGAGGAAGGUGCCAAGGCUUGUUUAGAGGAUAUAACACUGAUGGAAAGGUACCAGACUGAUAUUAUGGAUGUUGAACGAAAAAUUGCUCAGCAGGAGAUUAAACUGCUAGGGGUCGAUUUAAAUAGAACUGCUCUCCAUGUAAAAAAAGAAAAACAAGAGAAAAAACACUUGUGGGAUACAGUUACUAGUAAAAUUGAGUUAAAUCAAAAACUCAAGCAGGACCAGCAAAAUCAGAUUCAGCAGCUAAAGAGUGCAGUUAAUGAGCUUAAAGCAGAGAAACUUCAGAUUCUCGGCAGCAUCCAGCGUCGUCGACAGCUGGAGGAACAAACAGUGGAAUUAACUACCGAGGUUCGAUCCUUAUGCAGAGAGAUCACGGAAGCAAAAGAACAGCUAUUUCCUUUGGAUGCAACCUUAGAAAAGCUGCAGCAGGAGAAGGAGGAUCUAAUGAACAAACGGACUGCAAGUAACAAAGAAACACAAGAGAAGAUAAAUGGCAUAAAAGAGAAAGUUAAAGACAUAAACAAGUACAUGAAAGAAAUUGAAAACUACAUACGACAAGGAAGAGACGACUAUAAAAAGCAAAAGGAGUCUGAACUUGAUGAAGUAAAUUCUCAGUUAGCUGCCUGUGAGAAACAGAAGGAGAAGACAAGUAAAGAGAUGGAAACGAUUCGCCAGGAUAUUGACACUCAGAAGAUCCAGGAAAGGUGGCUAGAGGAUAAUCUUACUUUGAGGAAACGGAAUGAAGAGCUAAAAAAAGUUGAAGACAAUAUAAAACAGUUUAUGAAGGAGAUGGGAGAAAUGGAAGUCCUGCAAAUGAAAGAUGAAAAAAAACAGUUAGAGGAGAAAAUAGAAUCCCUGAAAAGGAACCAUCAUGUUGCACUUGGCCGACAACACGGAUUUAAGGAGGAGAUUGCUCGGUUUAAAAAGGAACUUCAAGAGUCACAAUUCAGAGAUGCAGAGGAGAAAUACAGGGAGAUGAUGAUUGUUAUGAGAACAACAGAGCUGAUGAACAAAGAUCUGGACCUCUAUUACAAGGCUCUUGAUAAAGCAAUAAUGACAUUUCAUAGCAUGAAGAUGGAAGAAAUCAACAAAAUAAUCCGGGACCUUUGGCGAAGCACCUACAGAGGACAAGAUAUUGAAUAUAUAGAAAUUCGUUCUGAUGCAGAUGAGAAUGUCUCAGCCUCUGAUAAAAGAAGAAGUUACAAUUACAGAGUAGUGAUGGUAAAGGGAGAUACAGCACUGGAUAUGCGAGGAAGAUGUAGUGCUGGGCAAAAGGUGCUUGCUUCUCUUAUUAUUCGUCUUGCUCUGGCCGAAACAUUCUGUCUCAACUGCGGCAUAUUGGCACUGGAUGAGCCAACUACCAAUCUUGAUCGAGAAAACAUAGAGUCUCUUGCACACGCGCUGGUGGAGAUAAUAAAAAGCCGCUCGCAGCAGCAUAACUUUCAGCUUCUGGUGAUAACUCACGAUGAAGAUUUUGUUGAACUUCUGGGCCGUUCCGAAUACGUGGAAACGUUCUACAGGAUAAGAAAGAACAUCGACCAGUGCUCCGAGAUCAUGAAAUGCAGCGUCAACUCCCUAGGCUCGUACGUUCCUUAG